Molecule: messenger RNA, 1779 nt
Organism: Alternaria arbusti
Lineage: Eukaryota; Fungi; Ascomycota; Dothideomycetes; Pleosporales; Pleosporaceae
Exons: 1
Coding region: 1-1779 (592 amino acids)
Source: RefSeq, a predicted model, not a curated record
AUGUGGGUCGGCGGAGAAGACGGUGGCCGCAUGUAUACUCGUGGACCGGCUCGCAUGGUUAAGGUUACGGGUGCUGAUGGAGAGGAAGGUACUUUGGCAUUACAGCUCUCACACGAGCUCUCUCAGAAACUCCAAAAGCAAAUCGAGUUUGGCCGCAAGUUUCGACAUACACGGGAGGCGGUCGGGCGGCGAUUAGACCACUUACUUGCGGAAGACGCUCGCUUGACUGCAGAACAUUCGCACGCCAAGAGAGAAGCUGAUAGUUAUUUCGAUGGCUUAGGAGAAAAGGUGCUGACACCAGAGGAAGAAUCCAAAGCCACUGGUUUUGUGAAGCAAUGCAACGACAUAGCACGCAAGCACGCAGCCGCGAAAAAGGAACGGGAGCAAUUACCACGAUAUCUUCAGGAGAUACAGAACACCUGGGUGAAACUCGUGGAAGAGGUGAAUGCCAUCCAAGAAGAUGUUUUCGUGAAAACCAAGCUCGUUCCUGCUACCACGGAGCUGGAGCGUCUUCCUUGGGAGCAGAGUCGGAAUGGCGGGACGGAUGUUGUCGCCCCAGGUUCCACUUCGCGGGUACAGAAACCAGGGCUGGCCAACAUGAAGCAAUCUGUUGAGGCUACGCGCCCAGGUCUUGCCAUGCGCAAUAGAUUCACCAAAGCCGCGUUGGAAGUAGCCCGCGAGAAGCACGACAAGUACCGGCUUGAAUACGAGAAAGAGCUUCAAGAGUAUAUCGCCAAGCAGGUCAAUCGUCCAAAUGUUGACUUUCGCAUCGAGUUCAGUCAGAAGUGGCUUGAGGGCUGGCACAACGUCAUCGUAACACUUGAGGAGGCCGAGAACGCUGCACAGGAUGCGUUUGACAGAGCAAGAGCUGCAAAUGUUACCGUGGCAGACAGUAGGGACGAUGGAGUGCCAACCAUUGCAUACGACAUAGAGUGGUGGGACAAGACGUCGCUGAAGCAGCUCGAUCGCACUCGUAUCAAAAGGUGGCAGAACGAAGUUGUUGUUGGUGUCUUGGGACCAACACACCCUGCUGGAAGCGAUGAAGUAGAGCUCGAACAGUUGAGCAAGGCUGAACAUCUUAAUAAGCAGACGGAAGAGCCUGCGAUCGAUAAUUCGGGUGGCGCUCCUGUGAACCCCUCAGAAAGGCAGCCAGUCGCUGGGUCUGAAGGUGUGUCGGCAUUACCACCUCUCGCCUUCUCAAAGAUCACAGCCACACCUUUCCAAAAAUUAGAACAACUGCUCGCUGAAGUAGCAGGGGCUCUGGAUCGCGCCAGUGAGCUGACCAGUCUGCAAGCACAAAAGCCCGGCCUAGCAAGCGCGGCUACUGGGGCAGAAGCUGAUGAAGUCAACAAGCGAACUUCAGCGGUACUUGCAAGCUCUAUUCCCCGUGAAGCUUUUGCGGACGUUGGCGCUCAGAGUCGUAUGGCAGAGGCGAUAGACAAACCGCGACAGGUGGUUUCGCAAGGUAACCCUGGUACGCAAAACACUGCCCAGAAUCCCGAAGAGCCGCAGACGAGCAAGGGAAGGACAGAACAGGCUAUCACUUUGCAUCCAAAGAAGAGGCAAGAUGGCGAGAAGAUGGAAUCGCAGUGUGAAACAGACCUGAAGGAAUACAUGGAGAAGUAUAAAAUCUCGCCGCCUCCGGUCUCCCGCAAGAGGGAUAGAGACAAUUCGCUCGACCAGCGCGACGCCAUCAUAACCGCUAGCGAGCGUGCUUACGGAAGCAGACGAAGACGCAUCGACAAGUGGGGUAAAUACAUCCGCGGUGGUGAUUGUUGA